AUCACCAACCAAGCACAUAUGUUAAAAAUCACAUCUCUUUCCCUCAAGUCUCAAUAAUCUCAACACUAACUACUCUCCUUCCACCUCCACCACCACCACUAUGCUUCCAUUCCUCUUGUUCCUGCUCUCCUUCCAACACCUCGAGAUAGUUUCCGGCCACUGCACCACCUCCACGGCGGCCAAAACUUUUGAAAAAUGCACAACAUUACCCUCACAAGAUGCCUCCAUUGCAUGGACAUUUCAUCCGCAUAAUGCCACCCUUGAUCUUGUCUUUUUUGGCUCCUUCAUUUCACCCUCCGGUUGGGUUGCAUGGGGAAUCAACCCUGAUUCCCCUGGAAUGACCGGGACACGGGCACUCAUCGCCUUCCCAGACCCCAACUCCGGCCAAGUAGUCCUGCUACCUUACAUUUUAGACCCUGGUGUCAAACUCCAAAAGAGCCCUCUUCUCUCUCGUCCCCUAGACAUCCACCUCCUGUCCUCCUCCGCCACCUUGUAUGGCGGACGCCUAGCCACCAUCCACCGUGGAGCGGCAAUUCAAAUUCACGCCACAUUAAAACUUGUUCCAAACAAAACCAAAAUUCAUCAUGUUUGGAACAGAGGCCUUUAUGUCCAAGGCUACUCACCAACUAUUCACCCCACCACAAACAGUGACCUUUCUUCUGCGGCUACAAUAGACGUCAUGUCCGGCACGGCAGCCACCACUCACAGCAACCUCCACACUCUUAAGAUGGUUCACGGUGUGCUCAACGCCGUCUCAUGGGGAGUCCUGCUCCCCGUGGGCGUGGUUGCAUCUCGUUACCUAAGGCACUUCCAGUCACUAGGACCUGCAUGGUUUUAUUUCCAUGCAGGCAUCCAGCUUUCCGGAAUAGUCCUCGGGACCACCGGAUUCGCCAUUGGAAUCCGGCUAGGACAAAUGUCAUCAGGCACGGUGUAUGGACUUCACAGGAAGCUAGGCAUCUCAGCGUUCUGUUUGGGGAGUCUGCAAACUCUGGCAUUGUUGUUUAGGCCAAAAACAACCAACAAGUACAGGAAGUACUGGAAAUCUUAUCACCAUUUUGUCGGGUAUGCGUGUGUGGUUUUAGGUGUUGUGAAUGUGUUUCAGGGAUUUGAAGUGAUGGGGGAGGGAAGUUCAAUUGCGAAAUUGAGCUAUUGUUUGUCUCUGUCGACGUUGAUUGGCAUCUGUAUAGCUCUUGAAGUGAACGCAUGGGUGAUUUUUUGCAGGAAAGCCGAGGAAGACAAGUUGAGAAGAGAAGGGUUGAUUGUGGGAUCAGAGAAAGCCAGUACCAUAAGCCAUGGUUACAUACAUUAAGAAUUUCUUUUGCAGUUUUGUUAAUUUAAUAUAUUGUUUUGGCCUUUUGAAAUCUUCAUUGUUGAACAUCAACUACCAAGAGCAACUCCUUGGUGGUGCAAAACGCGGUGACAAUCCCUAAAAAUUGAGAAUUCUCCUUCCAUUC
Messenger RNA from Daucus carota subsp. sativus, 1454 nucleotides. RefSeq names its product cytochrome b561 and DOMON domain-containing protein At2g04850. The transcript has a single exon. Bases 101 to 1309 code for a protein of 402 amino acids. The record is from RefSeq and is a predicted model, not a curated record. NCBI's taxonomy places the organism in Eukaryota, Viridiplantae, Streptophyta, Magnoliopsida, Apiales, Apiaceae.